AUGGGUAUCAGAACAUUCUCAGUACAAGAAAAAUAUAGGGGAGGAGAAGAGACAGAACCAAGGAAGAAACUAAAGAAAGUGAGAUCAGUUAAAGUUGCAAACCUGGAUAGAUUGAGGUUAUCAAUGAGGAAAGAUAGAUUUCGGUUUGCUCGUGUUUUCGAUGCUUCUUCUGAUGAUGUUACUGAGGCAUCUCAAUCAUCUUCUGCUGCCAUUUCAGGGACAUCAUCUCCUAACUAUAUGAAGGCCACAACUAGCUCUAGUGCUAGAAAAUUCAGUAAGGUGAUAGUACAAGAUUACUCUGAUCCUGCUGGUGUAAAUAUUCCUGUUAAUGUCAAACCAGAAAAAUCUCUUAAGAGAAUGACUAGUUUGAGGCAGUCAAAGAAGUUGUCUAGUAAAAGGUCGAUGAAAAUUCGAGCCAAAUAUUCUCAGUUUUCUGAUGUUAGUGUUGGUGAAGGUGAAAUGUUGGGCUUUGGUAGAAUGGGAUUUCUGGAUAAUACUGAAAUCAAUGCAGGACUAGAAUUUGACCCACAAAGCCUAAAUGUUCGUGCUUCUCAUGAUCAGGAGAGCAUGGUCGAGACAGGAGCAAAACAGAAGGGAAUCUUAGGACGAUCAAGAUCAAGAAAAAUGAUGAGACUCAAGAGCAUGAAAUCUUCAAGGACAAGGCAGAGGCUAAAAUCCAGAUUCAAUGGCGAGGCAGCAGAGAUAAUGUCACAAGAAGCAGGGGUAUCCAGUGCUGAACCACACUUCAUGAAAGGCACUAGUACUCAUGAAGCAAAAAAGAAUUCUGACAAGGGUUUGGCAAGAACAUCUAGUUUGAGACCUCUAAGGAUCCUAGCAAAAAUUCCGAGCCUAAGACCUAAAAGGAAUAAAGUAAAGAAAAGGCCUCAGGGUAACCAAAUAUCAGGCACAGGAGUUACUCGUGCUACCUGUUCGUCUACUUUAAAGAGAACCGAAAUCCCUGAUGAUGUUGCACUUCACUUGAGGGCUCAAGAAUCAGAGGGAGUUUCGUCUUUCCAUGUUUGUCCAUACAGUUAUUGCUCUAUUCAUGGUCACCGCCACCAAACGCCUUCCCAACCUCUCAAAGAAUUCAUCUCUGCAAGAAGGAAAUUGUUGGGUAACAAGAAAGGAGAACGAAAGUGUCUGGCCAGGGACAAAGCAGAACAUUGCUUAACUGAAACAAAAAAUGAUCAACCAAGAGAAACAUUUUCUACUGAGAGUAAUGGAGCCCAUAAACUAAUGCAUGCCACAACAGAAGACGAUCGGCAAGUAGAAGAUGAUGGGAUGGAUUAUAUCAUAAAAAUCUAUGCCAAACCCAGAAAAAAGUGGGAUACUACUGAAGAUGCCCUAAAUGAAAAUUCUGCAGCAUCAUAUGCCAUCACUUAUGACCAAAUCAGCGUCGGGGACUCUGAUGGGAAACAAGAAGAAACACUCUCUGAGGCAUUAGGAAUAGAGGAAAAACAAGGAGCAUUGUAUGAUGAUCAACAUAAGAGAUAUGAGAUCUUAAGAGUUCUUGAUGUUUACUCGAGUGAUAAAGCUCAGCAGCAGAAUAACAGCGUUGCAGCUUUGAGUUUACCUUUGGAAAUAGAAGACAGUUAUCAAAAUUCAGUUUCCAUUGGUAAGGCAAUUGAACCAAGUAUAGAAGAAGAACACCAGAAGCAUUCCGAUAGUACUUUCCAUUCAGAAAAUAGGCUUUCAGAAGUCAUUACUGGUGGUUACCUGACCAAUAUCCUGUCUGACAAACAGAAGUAUACAAGCAUGUGGCAUCUGAUCUAUCAGGAACUUGUUUCAAAUGAAGAAUCAAUGAAUGAAGCCCAGGAGGUAAUUCAAGGACCUGAAAAAGAAGGUGGUGAUGGUGUGGAUGAUGGUGUUGCAGCAACAGAGAGCAUUGCAUUAGACGAAACUGCGGCCAUAAAGUUGGUACAAGGAGCAAUUGAUGCAAUUCUACAUCAUGAGGUAGAGUCACACCAGCAGUCAAAUCCAGCCCAUGAAAUGGAAGCUUGUAUUAGAUCAGAACUGAGUUUCUCUCCAACAUCUCCCUCAGAAGAAAUUUUAGAAGGAAGUGAAGUAGAUGUGGCGGCAACCAGGUCAGAAUGGGGGAAAAAGCAACACAAAAUGAAGCAAAUAGGUGACAGCUUACUGCCACAAGAAGAACCAAAUGAAAGAGAGGCAUCCGGAACACAAAUGUCCAAGAGCCUCAGCAAGCUGAGAAAAAUAUUAAUGACUGCCAAAUUUAUCAAGGCAAUGGAAAAACUGAAAAAGAUAAAUGCGCACACACUGCAACAUUUGGCUGCAGAAACAAAAAUAGAAAAUGAGAGAGUGUAUUUAAGGCAUCUAAGCAUGAAUGAAAUGAGGAAUUCUGAGGAAUGGAUGCUUGAUUAUGCGCUCCGACAGGUAAUAUCAAGGCUGGAUCCUAAACAACAAAAAAGAGUGGCACAACUAGUAGAAGCAUUUGAAAGAGUUGCCCCAGGGAAAAAUAAGAAUGGCAGCAGCAGUAAUCCCCUGACCAGUAUGCCUGCUCCGAGCAGAAAAUUAGCCAUUCCAAUGGACGGAGAGUUAAAAAAAUUUGCUACACCAAAAGAAGGCCCCCAAAUACAGGUUGUGCAGGAACAAGAUGAUGGUUUCCUGGCAUCUCAUAAAGGUGCUACUCAGGAAAAUUCCUAUAGAGAAGAGCAUGAUUACCAGGCAAAGUCAACAGGAAACAACAUUCUCCAAGAAUCGGAUGAGAUGUACCUUUCAAAUUCUACUUCACUUUCUUUAGUGAUGAAUUCAGAAUCAACUUGUGCAAAUUCAUCAUUUGGUGAAGGAGGAAAGGGUAAUAAUGAACCUGUAAACACACUCAAGGUUCCAUCCUAUGCUCCUACUAAAGAUUCUGAAUUCAGAAUGAGUGGUGAUCAUAUGACUAAUAUUUUCUCCAACAAACAAAAGUAUACCAGUAUGUGGAACCUGAUCUACCAACACGUAUCAAGUGAAGCAUCAAUCAAUGAGAAACAGGUAUCACAUGAAUUCAAUGAAGAGAAAGGUGGUGAUACAUACUACUCUGAAUUGAACGACAGGGACUCGACUCCCAAAAGUUACGACGUGGAACAAAAGGAAGAUCAGAGUGCAACUGGCGAAAGGCCCGAACUUGACCAAUCAGCUGCCAUAAAGUUGGUAAAAGAAGCCAUUGGUGCACUUUUAGAAAGUUGUGAACAGCCAAAUUUAAACUGUAUUCAAGACUAUUACAAAGCGUCAGGUUACGCUAGAGUUCUGUGCAAUUCAACUCCUACAUCUUGCACAGAAGACAAUGCCAUAGAAAGGGGUAAGAGUGCAGAGAAGCGUAUCUACUCAGAUGUCAAAGAAAAGACACAUCUAGUAGAUGAUACAAAUCUCCCACUCCAGCAGCAAGUAGAAAGUGGUGAAUUGAAAGCACCUCAGAGAAAAAUGUCCAAAAGCUUAAGCAAGCUAAAGAAAGCGAUUGCAACUGCCAGAUUCAUCAAAGCGAUGGAAAAGCUGACAAAGCGUAGUCCACGUAAAUCAUAUAAUCAUUGUUCAGACACAGCCUCAAUGGAAGAAAGAAUUUAUCUAAGACAUCAGAGCAUGGAUGGAAGGAAAAAGGAUGAGCAAUGGAUGCUCGAUUAUGCACUUAGAAAGGUAAUAUCCAAGCUGGAUCCUGAUCAACAAAGAAAAGUGGCACUACUAGUUGAAGCAUUUGAAACAGUGCACCCUGAGCACCGAGAAAAUAUCAACAGUCAUUGUCUAAAAGGUGAAGCUGCUAACAGCACGGUAUUCACCUUCCCAACAAACAAACCAGAAAAUGCUCAGCAGAAGUGCUCUAUACCUAUUGAACCUAAUCCUCAGAAGCAAGAUGAUUGCAUCCUAUUAUCCACAAGAGAUGAGUCUCCAGAAAAAAGUCUGCAGGAACAUCAUGAUCAACAGCCAAAUUCAGCAGAUGACAUAAUACUGCAAGUGACUAAUGAAACUACAGAAUCACAUUCAACUUCGGAGUUGUCUGAAGGCAAUAUAAGAUUAACUUCAGAGGAUUUCACACUUGAAGAACCCAAAAUCGAGAAACAAGAAACAAGAGCAAUGGAAUCUAAUUCCUCAAAAUCAACUCAUAUUUCUGAGGCAUACACAGGUGGUGAUAUGGCCACUAUCCUGUUGGACAAACAGAAGUACACUAGCAUGUGGAACCUUAUCUAUCAACAUGUUCUCUCAAAUGAAGCAUCAACUACUGGAAAGCAGGAAGUCAAUGAAGACGAUGAAGAGGGAAAACCUGAUGAUGCAAACACAAGCCAAGCAGAAAAGGAUCCAGAUUCAUUCCAGAGCACUCAGUUGAAGGAAUCAGAGAUAUAUGAAAAUAACCGAAGUGCAGUCUUUGAUCAGUCAGCAGCCAUACAACUGGUGAAAGAAGCAAUCAAUGCAAUCCUGCAAAAGCACGAGCAAACAUCGGACCAGCAGUCCCUUCGAGAUCAUCACAUAGGUGUUGAUACUCCAACAGAAAUUUGUGGUACAACUGCUCUUUUUUCCACAAUAGAGAAGCCUGAACUAAAGAUCGAGGAAAAUCAUGGUCAUUCAGAACCAAAAGACAAGCUCCACAAAAUAGAGAACAAAAGUGGCCUACUCCAGCAGCAAGCAGAACCAAAUGAAGAAAAGAUAGCCCCGAGGAAAUUGUCGAAGAGCUUAAGCAAGCUGAAAAAAGCUAUUGUAACUGCCAAGUUCAUCAAAGCAAUGGAAAGACUUCAAAAGAUCAACCCGCGUAAACCUAGGCAUCUAUCUCCAGAGGUGGCCUCAGAGAGAGAAAGGGUCUACCUAAGGCAUUUAAGCAUCAAAGAUCGGAAAAGUGACGAAGAAUGGAUGCUUGAUUAUGCCCUCAAAAAGGUAAUUUCUAACCUUGCUCCUGAACAGCAGAGAAAAGUAGCACUACUUGUAGAAGCAUUUGAAACAGUCAAGCCAGAGAAAAAAAGCAUUAGAUAUCAAAAGAAAUCAGAGUGCGACCCUGCGAUUGAAUCUAAUGACAAAGUUAAUGUUGUAUUGUCUUAUGGUAACAACAAUCCUCCCAUGGAAAUUGAUAGACAAGACAUGCUUGGUAAAGGUAUUACAUUUGGCAAAAGAGAGCAAGAAGAUCAUGGCAUAAAGUCCUUAAACCUCAGGAGAGACUUAUCCAGUAAGAUUCUUAAUUCAGAUGACACCAAUUUGCACCCUAAUCAAGCCAUAUCAAGAGGUAAUGCUAACCAAAAUCCUACACGUCUUUAUAUACAAUGCCAACAUUUUAGACAGCAACAAAGAGUCCCAUUAUUUCAUGCAAUGGCUUUUGUAGGUUCUCCAGUUACUGACCAAUUGCAAGUGUUCGCAAUGAGAAAAGAGGAGGAUAAUGUCAGUUGCAUAGAUGAAUCAUUUCAAAAAGCCAAGGGUGUUGAGCGGGACACAGAGGCUAACAUCACCAAAGGCAUUUUCUGUGACAAACAGAAGAAUAACAGUAUGUGGUACAUGAUAUAUCAGCAUGUCCAAUCCAUUAGUGAAACAGAAGAUGGGAGCACGCCGACUGAAAUACAGAUCAGUCAAAACCAGAUGAAAACGGGAGGUGCGUCCUCGGAGAUGAUCGCUGAUGCAGAUGUUGAUGACAGCGAUACAAGCAGCGAAGCAAGUGAGCUUACUGAGAGUGAUGCCAUUAAGCUGGUAAGAGAUGCCAUCAAUGAUAUCCUUGAAACCCCACAAGACCUUGAAAAUAAAGUUUCUUCCAGCAAUAGGGCAGCAGCUAUAGAAAGUCAAAGAGCAGUAGAGGAAAAGCCAAAAAAAGGCUUGUCCAGAGGCUACAGCAAGCUGAGAAAAUUAAUUAUUUGCAACAAAUUCAUCAAGACUAUGGAACAGACACAGAAGUUCUACCCACAAAAGAAAACUGGUCAAGCCUUGCAUUCUGAAUCAGAAGCAGAAAAGGCUAAUCUAAAGACUCGUGCAGUUGGUGAGAGAAAAGGGAUUGAUGAAUGGAUGCUUGAUAACAUGUUGCAGAACGUUAUUGCUGGGCUUGCCCCAGUACAACAAAGAAAAGUAGCCUUGUUGGUUCAAGCCUUUGAAAAAGUCAAUCCAGAAGAAAAGACAAAAAGACUCUGUUACACUAAAACAGAAUUCCCUGAUACCAGUUCAGAAGAAGGUGGUAUCAAGGAAAAAGAAGAUAUAAUAUCAUCACAGAACUCAAAAUUUUCUGAUAGCCUGGACCUCAACCUAGAAACAUCAAAAACUUCUGGCACAGAAAAGGUUGCACAAGAAAUCCUAAAAGACAUAACUGGCCGGACCAAUGAAUUUGUGUUGAAUGGGGAGAAACGGAGUGAUAGCCCAGGUAGUGCUACAGCUGAGACAUCUGAAGAAAUUUGCAAUUUUUCAGAUACUUGCAAGGCUACAACAGAGACUGAUGAAGCAAAUGCACCAUGUGUUCUGCUGGAGGAAAGAACAAGUUUCAAAAAGCUUAAGGAGAGAAUUUCAGAACACGAACAGUUGGCUGGGAAUACAAAACUAGCCUUCAAAUUUCCAAAAAUGCUUCCACAACUGGAGAAUUUGGAAGAUGGGUGGAAUUACAGCUCACAAGAAAAAUCUGCCAGCCUCUGGGGGUUGAUACUGCAGCGCGUCACUACUGAUAUGUUGGAGAAACCUGAAACCCCAGAAAAAUGUGAGAUUGAAGCAGAUGCACACGGAGACAGCUCUGAGACAUCAGAAAACAAAAACGAUGGCUCUUCUCAGCUAGCUUUGAAAGUCAAAAAUUGCAGGGAUAUGGGUGUCCAGACUCCAAAGAGUUUUGAUUUCCAAGAGAAUGAAGCAGUUAAGUUGGUAGAGGAAGCAGUAGAAGAAAUGCUACUUCUUCAGGACCAAAUUUGCGACACAGAAUCAAUAACUAUUAGCACAACAUCAGAUCAAAAAGUUAACAGUGAUAGCAAUGGAGAUCCCAUAGAACCCUCAACUUCUGCUACACAGAUUGCAGAAGUUCCAACAUCGCUUCAUAGUGUUAUUGCAACACCUCCAGACGAAAAAAUGACAUCAUCGAAAGAAACUUCACCCAGCAGCUACAACACAUUUUAUAAAUUCAUUCUAUGUAAGAGAUACGUCAAGGCAAUGGACAAAAUGCGAAAACUGAAAGCAGUGCCUGCUCAAGACAUUUCUCAACAUCCUCACUCGGAAGAGAGUACUCCUUCAUUGCGUCAAGUUUCAACCAGUGACAAAAACAGUUGGGAGGAAGGGAUGCUUGAUCAUGCUCUUCAGAAAGUUAUUGGAAACCUAGCGCCUGCCAAAAAGCAACGUGUAGCACUUCUGGUUCAAGCUUUCGAGACAGUAGGUUCACAGCCAGAACCAAAAAAAUUUGGAGAGGUAAAGCAUCAUUCUCAUAAGUAAGUGUUUCAACACUACAGAAAAUCUAAGCAAAGUGCUUUUUUCCCUCACCACUUUAUAAACAGAUAGUGUUCUGAAAAUUCAACUUUGAAAAAACUACACUAAGAUUUGAGCUUAGCAACUAUUCCCUAUUAGGCAGGAACAAAGUGCUAUUAGACUUCCAAAAUGCAGGCAAAGAAUAAGAAUGUUUUCAUGAAUACUCUGCCAUCCUAAUGCAUAUGCGUCGAACUGAACAUCCAAAGUAAAUAUGGUGCUUCACAUUUUCUGAGAUAUAUUUGUGUAUGAUUUGGUCUCAAUAUUGCAACAAAUCUGGUUUUAUUGUAGAUAAGUUUUGUAUCUUUGGAAUGAACUGUGUUGUACCGUCAAACACAUUGGGAUGUAUAUUAAUUUUGAUUGAUGCUAUUCCUUCAUGAAA
Amaranthus tricolor (Joseph's coat) is the source of this 7768-nucleotide messenger RNA. RefSeq names its product calmodulin binding protein PICBP-like. The transcript is spliced from 5 exons. Gene Ontology annotation, molecular function: calmodulin binding. Lineage: Eukaryota; Viridiplantae; Streptophyta; Magnoliopsida; Caryophyllales; Amaranthaceae. Bases 1 to 7356 code for a protein of 2451 amino acids. The record is from RefSeq and is a predicted model, not a curated record.